Rhododendron vialii is the source of this 2547-nucleotide messenger RNA. RefSeq names its product putative FBD-associated F-box protein At5g56700. The record is from RefSeq and is a predicted model, not a curated record. Lineage: Eukaryota; Viridiplantae; Streptophyta; Magnoliopsida; Ericales; Ericaceae. The transcript is spliced from 4 exons. The coding region runs from base 1425 to 2249 and encodes 274 amino acids.
UAGCGAAUUAGCACUUGUGUGUCAUGCUUUGGUAAUCUGCCGAGGGAAAAAAUAAUAAAAACUCUUAAGAAUUUCCUCAUGUCAUGUUGCGGAGUACGCAGCUCAAGGAAAAUGCUUUCAUUUGGUAUCCCAUAAAAAAUAGGCGUCAGCAUUGCUGGAAUUUGUCCAUUUGUACACUCUAGUUAAGAGAAUGCUCCAUUGUUUGGUUUCUGUUCUCAUCCACAUAACUUUGUUGGUUUCUUUGCAGCAUGAUUUGCAUUUUAAAUUGCGGUGAACCCUGAACUUUCUUCCUCAUCUCUCCUUGUCUCUUCUUGUUUUUAUACUUUGUUAUCUAUAGUAUUGUCAUUAAUGUGGUAUGUGCCUUUUCUAUACUUUAUUUGUACUUUAUAUUGUACUCUAUAUUGUCGUCAUUAAUGGCAAGUGCAAAGCGAAGAGAUUGAGGAUGCUGGGAUACUUUUUAGUACCUUUUUAGCUAAAGGGUUGAAAUUUAGUGUUCAGAUGUAAUGAUUAGUGGACUUCAUAAGGAGGCCUUGCUGGAUGAAGCUGAGGAGAUACUUGUGCCAAUGGACAACGAUGGGUGUCUACCAAAUGCAAUCAUUAACAAUAUUACUGUUCUAGCAUUGCAUAAAAGGGGUGUCAGACACAAGAUUAUGAUACUUGUACAAGAUAUGAUACUUCUACCAAUGCAGGAGUUUCUCACCCAAUGCAUGUACCAUGUCCAUUUUAUUAGACUUAGUGGCAGCUGAUGUUCAGGGUUGCAAAAUGUUUGAAACGAUUGAAAGCUUGUGCCAAUGGAUCAAAACAAGCUAUGAGCUGAAUUUUUAGAGAAGUGUUAUUGUGCCAAGACCUCUUCAAUUCAUAUGGUUCGUCUAUGUUCAGUUUUUCAUGUAGGAGGAGACAACGGAUGAUUCUGCCCCUGACACCAUAUGGUGUCAGAAGACAGAGGAAGCCAAAACGGAAUUUGCUAACUCCAGCGAAAUACAAGGGGUCAUCUGCUUUGAGGGCUCCAUGAUUUGAGGCGUGAAAAUUUGCCAUCCCCAUCAUUUUGAAGUAGUACAAUUGAAGAAGAAACCCCACCGUAAGUCAGAAUAACAAAAAGCUAGGUCAAAGCCCGAUUCUUUUGGUACUUGCUUCUCCGUGUCAUGGCUUCUCUUGGUUCAAAAGUUCCUAGUGAUCACUCUCUCUUUCUCUGAUCAUAACAUCUCUCUCUCUCUCUCUCUCUCUCUCUCUCUCUGAUCAUAACAUAAAGAUAGUUUCUUUGAUUGACAGUUUUAUGACUUUGAUUAUAUUCUUAUUUUGUGUGAUCUAAAACAGUUUUUUUGAUAGUGCGUCUAUACAAUUUUAUGGUUGAUGCAUGUACAUGUCUAAGUAGAUUGGGGGGCAUUUGAAGCUUUUCUGACUUCGCUCAUGUGCAUCGAGAAGUUAUGGGGUCAACAUCUAACAGACACAAGAUUUCUGAGGAAGUGAAACUGCUGAAGACAAAAUCACCAACUUACCCGAAAAUCUCCAGUCAUAUUCUAUCCUUUCUUCCUACGAAUUGUGCAGUUGCAACCAGCGUUUUAUUCACACAAUGGAGGUGGAUGUGGACAUCAAUUACUAAUCUACAUAUUGAAAUUCUUGAUGCAGAAGGACAUGGCAGUCGGCAAGAAAAGAGUUUCGUUAAGUUUGUAUACCAUGUGUUGCUUUCAUUAGAUGGGUCAAACGUGGAUGAGUUUUGUGUUACCUGUGAUGGAGUUUCUGAAUUCUUCGAGGCUUCACCUGUUAAAUCCUGGGUUACUACAGCACUUUCACGCAAUGUUCGACAACUUGAUACAUGCAUGCCUCUAUUGGUAGUGCUUGCCAGGCUCCCUGACCUUUUCACUUGCAAAACACUGGCGGUACCAAAAUUGGGUUCUUAUAUUUUAAUGCCAGCUGCAAGUUUAGUUCGUCUACAGAAUCUUGAAACACUCCAUCUCCAUUCAGUUGGUCUUGGGGAUGGAGAUUCAGCCGAUAGGCUCAUUUCUAGCUGCCCUGUCCUUGAGAAUUUAUCUUUAAUUGAAUGCAGAUGGAGAGAUUUUAGGCUGUUCAAGAUUCCGGCUCCUUUAAUGAAGAUGUUAGUGGCAUCAUAUUUAGAUCCAGCAUGUUAUGGGCGAAAUGAUGUUGUUUACCAUGUUAGUUCAGACACGUAUAAGAUCGAACUCAAUACCCCAAGUCUUCAGAGUUCAAUUUACCGUGUAGUCCUUACUUUUUUCUCGCUUGUAGACUUUUAGCUAUACUAUGACAAUAUCCAAGAUCCAGAUGAGGGCAAUCUCGACCUUCAUCAAUUUCUCGACCUCCCAACAUUCAUAAUUUAAGUUCGUUGGAGCUGGGUGCUAACAGUCAUGUUCGAUGGGUAUCAGUAUUUCCUAGAAAGCUCGAGAUGAGAUUGGUGAAGUACUCUUUGAGUAAUGCGAAAGUGUUGAAGAGGCUGACUGUGUCUGGUGAAAAGAGUAAAAUGAAGGGAGAUGUGUUUAAGUUUAGGAAGGAGGUUCAAGAAUAUGUGAGGUUAAACAAGGUUAUUUUUAAUUU